AUGCAUAGAUCUUUAGUUUUUUUCAUCAUUGGUUUUCUUAUAUCUACAACAAAUGGAUUUUAUAGUUCAAAUGAUGAUGUUAUUGAACUUGAUCCAUCAAAUUUUGAUCGUCUUGUUAUGCAAAGUUCUGAUUUAUGGUUUGUCGAAUUUUAUGCACCAUGGUGUGGUCAUUGUCAAAAUUUAGUACCCGAAUGGAAACGUGUUGCAACAGCAUUGAAAGGCAUUGUUAAAAUUGGUGCUGUCGAUGCUGAUACACAUAAAUCACUUGGUCAACAAUAUGGAAUAUCAGGUUUUCCAACAAUAAAAAUCUUUGGAAGUAAUAAACGAUCACCAACAAAUUAUCAAGGUGGACGAACAGCUGAUGCUAUCGUUGAACAAGCACUUAGUCAAUUAAGAACAAUUGUUAAUGAACGAUUGGGUAAACGAACUGGAGGUGGAAGUAGUGGAAGUGGAAGUGGAAGUGGAAAUGAAGGAAAAGGCACAAUUGAAUUAACAGAUAGUAAUUUUGAUUCAACAGUUAUCGAUUCGGAAGAUAUGUGGCUUGUUGAAUUUAUGGCUCCAUGGUGUGGUCAUUGCAAGAAUUUAGCACCUGAAUGGGCUCGUGCUGCAAUAGAACUUAAAGGUAAAGUUAAAUUAGGUGUUGUUGAUGCAACUGUUCAUACACAAUUGGCACAACGAUAUGGAAUCCAAGGUUUUCCAACAAUAAAAUUUUUUCCAUCUGGUAGAAAAGAUGGUCAAGCUGAAGAAUAUGAUGGUGGACGAACAUCAAGUGAUAUUGUUGCAUGGGCAUUAGAUAAAUUUCAAGCAAAUGUUCCAGCACCGGAUGUUCUUGAAAUAACAAAUCAAGCUGUUUUAGAUGAUAAUUGUGCUGAAAAACAAUUAUGUAUAAUAUCAUUUUUACCAAAUAUUCUCGAUUGUCAAUCAACAUGUCGUAAUGAACAUUUAACAAUGUUAAAAAAUUUUGCUGAAAAUUAUAAACGUAAUCGUUGGGGUUGGUUAUGGGUUGAAGCAUUUCGUCAACAAAAACUUGAAGAUGCUGUUGGUAUUGGAGGUUUUGGUUAUCCAGCACAAGUUGCUAUUAAUACACGUAAAGGAAAAUAUGCUGUUUUAAAAGGUGCAUUUAGUCAAACUGGCAUAAGUUCAUUUUUAAAAGAAUUAUCAGCUGGUCGUUUAACAAGUCCACUUGUACCAUUAAAUGGUGUAGCUGAAGGUAAAUUACCAACAAUUAUUGAUAGUGAACCAUGGGAUGGUCAAGAUGGAAAAUUGGAUUUUGUUGAAGAUAUUGAUCUUAGUGAUGUUAAUUUGGAUGAUGAUGAUGAUGAUGAUGAUAAUAAAACGAAUCGUACAAACCAUUCUUCAAGUAUUCAGGUAAUCAAUUACCGAUGUCCAAAGUUCUUUCAAAAUAAUUUUAUUUUAAUUAUGCAAUCAUUAUCUGUUUAUGCUCGAUUAUUUGCACGUGCUAUAAGUAGUACAGAAGCUGAACAUAUUCUUUUUAAUGGUUUAUUACGUUUAUCAUCAUCCACUGUUCAUACAACACAAACUUCCAAUAAUCUUGCUAUAACAUAUCCAUCAACAGCAAUUAAACAUGCUGUACAUCUAGUCACUGUUUCAUCGGGUUAUUCAAGUCAUGAUAAUAAUGAAUAUGAAUGUAUAAUACAAACAAAACGACGAAAUUCUUUAAUAGAACAAAAAUCACAUCCAUCGAAUGUUUAUGGUGAUGAUGCUUUUUUUAUAACAAAACAUCGUCUAGGAGAUUUUCUUGGUGUUGCCGAUGGUGUUGGUGGUUGGCGUGAACAUGGUAUUGAUCCAUCAUUAUUUUCACGUUCAUUAAUGGAUGCAUGUAAAUCAUUAAUUGAUAAUAAACUUAUUGAUUUAAAUCCAUCAACAUUAAAAGAAUUAUUAUCCAAAGGUUAUAAACAAUUAUUAGAAGAUAAACAAUGCAUUAUUGGAAGUAGCACAGCAUGCAUUGUUGCAUUACAUAACGAAGAAAGAAUAUUACAUACAGCUAAUUUAGGUGAUAGUGGUUUUGUUGUUAUAAGAAAAAAUACAAUUGUACAUCGAUCACAAGAACAACAACAUUAUUUUAAUUCACCAUUUCAAUUAGCUAUUCAUCCAACAGUUAAAGAUCCACGUUUAAUCGCUGAUAGUCCUGAUUUAGCAUCAGUGACAUCAUUUCAUGUUGAAGAAAAUGAUUUUAUUGUUAUUGCAACAGAUGGUCUAUGGGAUAAUUUACCUGAUGCUACAAUACUUGCAGAAAUAAAACAAAUUAAAGUAAGUUAG
This is a messenger RNA of Rotaria sordida, 2280 nucleotides long. The record is from the annotation of a GenBank genome assembly. NCBI's taxonomy places the organism in Eukaryota, Metazoa, Rotifera, Eurotatoria, Philodinida, Philodinidae.